Molecule: messenger RNA, 3190 nt
Organism: Ostrea edulis (European flat oyster)
Lineage: Eukaryota; Metazoa; Mollusca; Bivalvia; Ostreida; Ostreidae
Product: CLK4-associating serine/arginine rich protein-like
Exons: 19
Coding region: 514-2730 (738 amino acids)
Source: RefSeq, a predicted model, not a curated record
GAACCCGAGAUUCUUGAUUUCUCAUGAUGUUUACUUUUAGUUUAUUGCAUCUUAUAAGAAUAUAAUAUGCAUUUAUAUAAUUAUUUAUAGUUUCUGGGAUGUUGUACAAAGAUCUAUUGAAUAACGUGCUCAUGGACUAAGGAGCAUUUAGUCUAAUUAUUUUUGCCACACCACCAUACAUAUCACGUGAUCAAUUCAACAUCCGGUUUUGCGGCGAUCAUCACUAAAGACUAGAUAAUUUGAUACAUUGCAAUGUAUUCAGAAGAGGAGGACGAUAUAUAGAUAUUUAUUAACAGUUAACGUGUUAAAAGUCGUAGGAAAACCUAUGCAUUGAGCAGGUUCAGGUGUGAGAUCAAAUAAAAGUCAGGACCCAGUGCAACAAGGGAAGACAAUCCUUGCUACUGGCACUUAUCACUAUCAGAAGUCGACAAAUUUUGAACAACAGACGCCUGUGAUUUCUACCCUCAUUUCCUGUUCAUCUUCAUUAACUGUUAAGAAGACCAGAACUUAAAGAUGUGGCAUGAGGCUAGAAAACAAGAGAAGAAGAUCAGGGGUCUUAUGGUGGAUUAUAAAAAGAGAGCAGAGAGACGAAGAGAAUAUUAUGAAAAAAUAAAGCUUGAUCCAACCCAGUUUUUGAGGGUGUAUGGGCGACCUGUAAAGGUGAAUUUAGAUCCUGCAGUUGCUAUUGCAGCAGAGAGUCCACAGAGCAUGAUGCCAUGGCAGGGAGAUAAAGAGAAUAUGAUAGACAGAUUUGAUGUUAGAGCACAUCUGGAUAUAAUGCCCAAGUUCAAUCUUGUAACUCCACCUAUAUUGAGUCAGAGGGAGGAAGAGGAAGAGAGGAGAGCUAAUUAUGAAAGAUAUCGAACAUUAGUGGAAAAUGAAUGUGCAGGCGUUACAGAGGAGCAAGCCUUGCAUCAAAUAUAUAUUGAUGAAACAUAUGGGGCUAUUAACAAGGGAACAGAGGAGGAGAAAAAGAAACUGGCUGAUAAGAAGGCAGCUAUAGGUUAUACAUAUGAAGACAGCACACCAGCCAUGGACAAAAAAGAGGAAGAGAGUGAAGAUGAGGACUCGGAUUUAGAUGUAGAAACAAUGGAUCUAGAUGUUACUUUGGACAUUGAUACAUUGACAAAUGAACAAAAGAGCAUGCUGAAUCAAUGUGCUCAGACUUAUGGGAUGAAAAAUGAAGACUUUGUCUGUUGGUUAACAAGAGAUAAAGAGGAAAUGGAGGAAAUACGCCAAGCAAAAGUGUUAGAAGAGGAAAAAGCACAAUUUGCUGGAAGGAAAUCGAGAAGAGAAAGAAGAGCUUACAAGGAAAAGAAGUUAGCUGGUAGAAAACUCAGUCCACCAAGCUAUGCUGCAAGAGAUAGUCCAAAAUAUGAACCAUAUGAAAGGAGAUCUUCAUCAUCUAGAUCCCGGUCUUGUUCACCUGAAGAACCAAAAAAGACAAAAGUGGAGUUUAUAACAAGUUUUGGUGGAGAGAGUGAUGAUGAGGGUGUGGUCCAGGGUCCCUCCCUUCCUACACAAUUAAGUGUUAGCGAGUCUCCACACACAUGGAAGAAGAAAAAAGAAAAGAAGAAACGAAAAAGAAGAUAUUCAUCUUCAUCUAGAUCCCGAUCAAGAACACCACAGAAGUCGGCACCUAAAUCCAAAUUACCAGAAAAAUCUAAAACUUUAAAUGAAAAAACAGUAAUUGAACCUCUUCAGAAGGAAAAAAAUGGCAGGUCUAGAGAUUCUCGACUCUCAUCUGGAUCUCCUAGAAAGUCUUUCAGCAAUGCCAGUCACUCCAGAUCUAGGUCAAGGUCAAGAUCUUAUUCAUCAUCACGAUCUAGGUCAAGAUCAACUUCUAGAAGUAGGUCAAGAUCUAGUAGAUCAAUAUCUAAAUCUUCAAGGUCAAGAUCUAGAUCGCCAAGUCCCCAAAAACUUGUAUUAAAGCGAUAUCGCAGGAAAAGCCUGUCAUCUUCAGCAGCAUCUAGCAGUGACUCAGAGACUGACAAGAAAGACAAAUCAAGCUCUCAAAAGUCUGCAUCUGGUGUGGGUAAAACAUCCUUGGCCACAUCUCAAGUCAUCAAGCUUACUCCUCAAGAACGCCUUAAGAGAAGAAUGCAAGCAGCAUUGAAUAAGCAAUACAAGGCAGACAAGCGAGCCAACAUUGAGAGACAGAACAAGAUGGAACAGGAACGUCAGGACAGAGAAGAAGAAUUGAGAAUUCGAACUCUUGAAAUGAGAAGAAGGGAGAGGGAAAAACGACAUAGAGAAUUAGAGGACAACCCAAACAGUGACUCGGAUGAGAGAAAUAACAGUCCUCAAAUAGUAAAGAGAAGCCCUAGUCCAAAGCACAAGUCUCCUAAACCUGAGAGAAGGAGAAGUCCUCAGGUAGAACGUCGUAGAAGUCCAUUAAUUGAACGUAGGAGGAGUCCAUUACAGGAUCGUAGAAGGAGUCCCACUUCUGACAGGAAGAAAAGUCCAAUUAGAGAGCGUCGCCGCAAUUCCCCGGACAGGGGGAGGAAUCAGUACUUGGACAGGAGACGUAGUCCAGGCCAUGAAAGACGAGGGGGAGAUAGAUAUCGAAGUCCAGUGAGGGGGAGGCGUGACAGAAGUCCUAGAAAUUACAGACACAGGUCAAAUUUCAUUAAGAAUCUAUUGAUGUCAAUUAAGUUAUCAAUUGAAAAGGAAAACUCAACUGAUUUGAUUUCAAUAAAUAUAGUUUUAAAAAAAUACUGUAUAAAGUGAAACAUAUGUUUUGAAUUGUAGAUCGCGUUCAAGGUCACGAUCACCAGACAGAAGACCAAGACUAGUAAAUUACUGAGAUAUAAGAAAUUAAUAUGAUCGAGAUGUUUAAAUAAAUUGCUUUGUGAUUGGAUGCAAGGAUUUUACAGCGACUGAAAGAUGGUUACCUGAAUAUCUGUUCGUGUUUUAUGUGAUCUUAAAACACCACCGGAAGCAUAUUUCUCAACAGACAUUUUUUCCUCAAUCAAUUAAAUGUUCCUAGAAAUGCAGACCAUCAUUGUACAUCUUUCAUUGUUAAUGGUCUAGACAUUAAUGUGUAUUGUAUAUAUUAUAAAAUGAGGGGAAAAGUUGGUUAUAUGCUUGAUAAAAAUGAAAUUGUUAUUACUGUAGAGGCAAGUACAUGUAGCAACUAUAUUUUAUUGGAAGGUUGUUUGAUAUAAACAGUAAAACCUAAAACAUUUAA